This is a messenger RNA of Nezara viridula (southern green stink bug), 1233 nucleotides long. NCBI's taxonomy places the organism in Eukaryota, Metazoa, Arthropoda, Insecta, Hemiptera, Pentatomidae. The record is from the annotation of a GenBank genome assembly.
AUGACUAAGGAAGAAAUCGAAGACACCCUUCCGGACAAGGACGCAGCAAAGGAAUUUUAUGCGAAAUAUGAACCAAAAGAAAUCUUAGGAAGAGGUAUUAGUUCAACAGUGAGAAGAUGUAUUGAAAAAGAAACAGGAUUAGAGUUUGCUGCAAAAAUCAUUGACAUAAGCGUGGAUCCUGAUUUAUUAGAUGCAACUAGAGAAGAAAUGAGGAUUUUGAAAUUAGUGGCAGGUCAUCCUUAUAUUAUACAGCUUCAUGAUGUGUUUGAAUCUUCUACAUUUAUAUUUUUAGUAUUUGAAUUGUGUCCUAAUGGUGAACUUUUUGAUUACCUCACAACAGUAGUAACCCUAUCAGAAAAAAAGACAAGAUGUAUAAUGAGACAACUACUGGAGGCAAUUCAAUAUGUUCACAGCAAAAGAAUUGUACAUAGGGAUCUUAAACCUGAAAACAUUUUAUUAGAUGAAAGCAAUAACAUAAAGGUAACUGAUUUUGGGUUUGCCCAUGUAUUAGGAGAGAAUCAAGAAUUGACAGAAUUGUGUGGAACGCCAGGUUACCUCGCGCCUGAAGUAUUAAAAGCUAAUAUGUUUUCUGAUGCCAAAGGUUAUGGCCUUGAAGUUGAUAUAUGGGCCUGUGGUGUAAUUAUGUUUACUUUGCUAGUGGGCUGUCCUCCAUUCUGGCAUAGGAAACAAAUAGUUAUGUUAAGAAAUAUAAUGGAGGGAAAAUAUUCAUUUACUUCACCAGAAUGGGCUGAUAUAUCUGAAGAAGCAAAAGAUCUAAUAGGAAAAUUAUUGGUAGUUGAUCCUAAGCAAAGACUUAACGUUAAAGAAGCUUUAUCUCAUCCUUUCUUUAAUGUAAUAUUAUGGGACCAAGAAGUGAUACCACUCAAGCAAAGUCUUGCUCCAUUCAGCAAAAGGUUAUCCGUAAUUUCGCAAAUAGCCUAUGAAAACAAGACCUGUUUUGAUGCUAGAAAGAAAUUUAAGUACAGUAUCCUAUGUAUCCUGGCAAUGGUUCGUUUCAAUAGGCUCAUUUACAUUCCAAAACCUAUAUCAGUUGCAGCAAGUAUUCAAGAUCCCUACAAGAUCAAGACAUUACGAAAGGUUAUAGACAACUGUGCAUUUAGAAUUUAUGGUCAUUGGGUUAAAAAAGGAGAAGGGCAAAACAGGGCUGCACUGUUUGAAAUGAACCCUAAAACUGAACUACGAGCGCUUUACAUGAGCAACAUAAGUGCAUAA